Prorocentrum cordatum is the source of this 2094-nucleotide messenger RNA. NCBI's taxonomy places the organism in Eukaryota, Dinophyceae, Prorocentrales, Prorocentraceae. The record is from the annotation of a GenBank genome assembly.
AUGACAUCGAGGUCGAGCACUGCCGCAUUCGUGGCGGCUGCGCUCACGGUGGGAUUCUGCGGGGGCCAUUCGUUCACGGCCUUCGUCGCGUCGCCUUCAAGCAGGGGUCCGUCAAGCCAUCCUGAGGCGCCCCUGGGCCUCCGGCAGGCGCGAGACGCCCCUGCGGACGACGCGCCGCCAGCCGCUCCGCCCACGGGCCUCCUUCUGGUCGGCGCCUCCGCCGCGCUCUUGCUGCUCACGGGCACCUCGCCGCGCGCCGGCGCUGGCAGGAGGCAGGCGGCGGCCGCUGCGCCGCGCGGCCCGGCGCCACUGCGCGCCUUCGAGAACGAAACCGGCGUGCAGGACCCGAUGGGCUUCUGGGACCCAGCCGGGUUCACCUUUGACGGGAGCGUGGAGAACUUCGCGCGCCGCCGCCAGACGGAGCUCAAGCACGGUCGCGUGUCCAUGCUGGCCACCAUGGGCUACAUCACCCCCGAGGUCAGCGGGAAGUUCCCUGGCUAUUUGUCUCCGUCGUCGGAGCUGAAGUUCGCGGACAUCCCGAACGGCCUGGGCGCCAUCUCCAAGGUGCCCGCGGCGGGCUGGGCGCAGAUCGUUGCCUACGCCGCGUUCUGCGAGCUGUCCCAGAACCAGUCCGCGGGCACGCCGGCGGCGAAGGGCGACUUCGGCUGGAAGGUGCUCACCGCCAGCGACCCGACGGAGAGGCAGAAGAAGCUGGCUGCUGAGAUAGCGAACGGUCGCCUUGCCAUGAUGGCAAUCAUCGGGAUGUUCUUCCAGGACGGGCUGACGGGCUCCGCGUGGGGCGACUGGGCUCUGUACACCGACUCCCCGCUGCGAGCGUUCGAGAGCGAGUUGGGUGCUAUGGCGCCGUUUGGUUUCUGGGAUCCCGCUGGCAUGUGCGCAGACGGUGAUGUGGAGUCCUUCAAGCGAAGGCGUGCCACCGAGCUGAAGCACGGGCGAUUGGCAAUGUUCGCGUGCUUGGGCUAUAUCGUGCCGGAGUUUUACAAGUGGCCCGGAUAUUGCUCCGAGAGCAAGGGCUUGCUCUUUCAGGACAUCCCCAACGGCCUUGCGGCGGUGUCCAAGGUGCCGGGCGCGGGAUGGGUGCAGGUAUUUCUGUUCUGUGGCACCGUCGAGAAGGCCGUCCUCGUGCACGAUCCUACGCGUGCACCCGGGGACUUUGCGAACGGUGGCGUGCUCGGCGUGCCCAACGGCAGCGCCAUGCCGGCGGGAGAGGGCAGGAACCGCAAGCUGACUUCCGAGAUUGCGAAUGGCCGUUUGGCAAUGAUGGCAAUCAUCGGGAUGUUCUUCCAAGACGGCCUCACUGGCUCCGCGUGGGGCGACUGGGCUCUGUACACUGACUCCCCGCUGCGCGCGUUCGAGAACGAGACGGGCGUGCAGGACCCGAUGGGUUUCUGGGACCCAGCUGGCUUCACCUUCGACGGGAGCGUGGAGAAUUUCGCGCGCCGCCGGCAGACGGAGCUCAAGCACGGUCGCGUGUCCAUGCUGGCCACCAUGGGCUACAUCACCCCCGAGGUCAGCGGGAAGUUCCCUGGCUAUUUGUCUCCGUCGUCGGAGCUGAAGUUCGCGGACAUCCCGAACGGCCUGGGCGCCAUCUCCAAGGUGCCCGCGGCGGGCUGGGCGCAGAUCGUUGCCUACGCCGCGUUCUGCGAGCUGUCCCAGAACCAGUCCGCGGGCACGCCGGCGGCGAAGGGCGACUUCGGCUGGAAGGUGCUCACCGACAGCGACCCGACGGAGAGGCAGAAGAAGCUGGCUGCUGAGAUAGCGAACGGUCGCCUUGCUAUGGUGGCAAUCAUCGGGAUGUUCUUCCAGACGGCCUCACUGGCUCCGCGUGGGGCGACUGGGCUCUGUAUACUGACUCCCCGCUGCGCGCGUUCGAGAACGAGACGGGCGUGCAGGACCCGAUGGGCUUCUGGGACCCAGCUGGCUUCACCUUCGACGGGAGCGUGGAGAAUUUCGCGCGCCGCCGGCAGACGGAGCUCAAACACGGUCGCGUGUCCAUGUUGGCCACCAUGGGCUACAUCACCCCCGAGGUCAGCGGGAAGUUCCCUGGCUAUUUGUCUCCGUCGUCGGAGCUGA